Talaromyces proteolyticus is the source of this 2657-nucleotide messenger RNA. RefSeq names its product putative RSC complex subunit. The transcript has 3 exons. Gene Ontology annotation, biological process: positive regulation of DNA-templated transcription. Gene Ontology annotation, cellular component: SWI/SNF complex. The coding region runs from base 233 to 2320 and encodes 695 amino acids. The record is from RefSeq and is a predicted model, not a curated record. Gene Ontology annotation, molecular function: DNA binding; histone binding. Lineage: Eukaryota; Fungi; Ascomycota; Eurotiomycetes; Eurotiales; Trichocomaceae.
CGUACGUGUUCGCGAUCGACCUCCGAGUACGAUUUAAUUCUGUGUUUAUUGCAGGCAUCUGGCUUACACCUCUAUCGUGUUUUUCUGACACAAUACAGCGCUCGUCCUGCCAUCAUUGAAUACGACGCGCAGCGUGUAUUUACCCUGGUUCGAAGGAGCCUUGCUGUCUGGCGAUUGGAUAGCGCCUAUCAAUCUGCCUUGAUUACGAUCCUCAUCCAUCGCACGCGCUAUCAUGGAUGAGACACAGAACAUUUCUGGCCAAGCUGGCGAUGAAAACCAGGCCGGAGUGGCUGCUCAAGAUGUCGGUGACAUUAGCCAGGCGUCAGCAUCGCAACCUCCCCAAGAUUCGCCCAUUAAGAACACUGAGGACGCCUCAGACAACCCACUAGAUGCCCCUGCAUCCCCAAGACCCCAAGACCACGAUGCAGAGCCCGAAGACGAAGAAAUGGGUGGCACCGAAACCGAGACGAAGAAGGAGAAUGGCGCUGAGGAAGGUCUUGAGGGUGCUCAAGGCACGGAAGGCGCUGGCGAUGAACAAUCAGUUCAAGGAAAAGCGGCGCUGGAAGCUUCGGCACGUAGUCACCUCGUUUCCCAGACACAUUCUAUCAUCCUUCCAAGUUAUUCCAGCUGGUUUGAUAUGCACCAAAUCCACCCCAUUGAGAAGAAAGCUAUGGGCGAGUUUUUUAACGGCCGCAACCGAAGCAAAACCCCGGCUGUUUAUAAGGACUACAGAGAUUUCAUGAUUAACACCUACCGCUUGAAUCCCAUAGAAUACCUGACUGUCACUGCAUGCCGCCGGAACCUUGCUGGAGAUGUUUGCGCUAUUAUGCGCGUUCACUCUUUCCUUGAACAAUGGGGAUUGAUUAACUACCAAGUUGACCCGCAAACGCGCCCAUCCAACAUUGGACCUCCAUUCACCGGUCAUUUCCGCGUUGUCGCAGACACUCCACGAGGUCUCCAUUCCUUCCAGCCUGGGCCUAAUCAUAUCGUGACUUCAGGCAAGCCGUUGGCUGCUACCGAACGUGCUGCCUCAGGAACACCAGCCAAGACCGAUCUGAAUCUGGAGAUCCGACGCAACAUCUAUGAUGACAAAGGCAAAGACAUCACACCUGCCGAGGACAAGGACAAGCAGACUAACGGGGAUACACCUGCUCCCAAUGGCACAUCUUCUGAAGCCGCUACAAAAGCAAUGGAAAGUGCCAUUCGUGAACCUCGCAAAACGUUCAAUUGCUGGUCGUGCGGUAUUGACUGCACCCGCCUACGUUUUCACUAUGCAAAAUCCACCCCUGUAUCCUCGAACACCAAUGUGCCCGAUGGCAAGUACGACGUCUGUCCCAACUGCUUUUUGCAAGGCAGGCUUCCGUCUAGUCACAACGCCGCAGACUUUGUUAGGUUAGAAGAGAAAGAGUAUACAAAUAUCCCCGAUAAGGAUGCGCCAUGGUCUGACGCGGAACUUAUCUUACUCCUCGAAGGAAUCGAGAAUUUUGAUGACGAUUGGCAGCAGAUUGCCGAUCAUGUUGGAACUAGGACAAGAGAAGAAUGUGUGAUGAAGUUCCUUCAUUUAGAAAUCGAGGACAAGUACAUCGAGGAUAUCGAUGGACCAUAUGGUGACACCGCGCGUGCAUUGCAAGGACGGGAGCCCGUCAGCCAACUAGAUAACCCAGUUCUGUCAGUCGUGGCUUUCCUCGCUCAAAUGGCUGAUCCAUCGGUGGCCGCAGCUGCAGCAGGCCGGUCUGUUGAGCAGAUUCGCAAGGAACUUAAAAGUCAACUGACCAAGGAGGCUCCAGCUGACAAGGGCAAGGAAAAGGGAGCCGAGGAGCUCAAGGCAGAAGACUCUAUGGAUGUUGAUGUUGUUCGUGAGGGAGAAUCAACUAGCGAGAAGCGUGAGUCCCUCGCAACAGUUGCGCUCGCUACCUCCGCUGCUCGUGCUGGGGCACUUGCUUCACACGAGGAGCGUGAGAUGACGCGUCUCGUAUCUGCUGCAGUCAACGUCACCCUUCAGAAACUGGAGAUUAAGUUGGAACAAUUCAAUGAACUGGAGUCAAUCGUCGAAGCAGAAAGGCGAGAUCUUGACGCAGCUCGUCAGCAACUUUUCCUUGACCGGAUGGCUUUCAAGACGAGGGUCAAAGAGGUUCAAGAUGCGCUACAAGCCGCAAGUUUACAGGCCCCAGGCGAGGCAGCUAAUCUAGCAAUCAGUGGCGCUGCUAUUGCCGGAAUUGGCACCCAUUAUCAAUUUAACCAACCCCAGCCUGAUUUAAGAAAUGGCGUUCAGCCUUUGAGCGCUCAUCCUGGGGCGGAUUUCAAGAAUUUCGAACUUUAAAGACUUGUCGAAACUCCAUUACUUUAUGCUUCUCUCUGGAAAUGAGAACCCAAGUGGCCGAUUUUGUUUCUUAUUUUAACUCGUUUUACUUUCCUGCCUUUUUCAUGUGCUGUACAAAUAUGCCGGGUGAGAUUGGAAAGGGUGUGCAAAAGCCGGGAGAGAAGUUGCAUGAACUUGUUCCUCAUAGAAUAAGAGGAUCUACCGGUGUGUUUUGUUAAGGAAAGGCGCAAUUCGGAGGAGUUUCUACUUUGUUACGUUUCGUGCCUUGCACUGAGUCGUAUGUGUAUUGAUUAGUUUUUAAGUAAUUUACAUGCUUCUUUUUGAAAAGAAUAUCACA